AGGCGGGGAAGAGAGGCUUGGGCCGGAAGGGAGCGUAGACGGGGUCAACGAGCCCAGCCCCUACAAUGAGACUAGUCCAAGGUCACCGGGGGAAGGAGGAGCGGGGUCAGGAUUUGAACCGAGAUCUUCAGCCUCGGUCGAGUCGGGGAGGCUCGUGGCAGGUGCCCAGCGCGGGGCACCAGACCCGAAUUCUAGCCGCGAGGAUCUUGGCGCCCCGGCCCCCUCCUCCGGAGAGAAACGGCCUCAGGCCUCCUGUUUCAUUCAUUCCACAGACACUGCUAGAGCGCCGACUCUCUGCGGGACGCGCACGCCGGCGGCCCGGGCCUGCAAGUGUCUCCCUUCCCUUCGCUUAUGUGGCGCCGCCCGGCUAGGGAUGUCGUCCAGCCGCCAGCCCGCUCCCGAGGAUGAGCUGAAAGGUAAAUAUAUUGCUUCAACCCAGCGACCGGACGGGACCUGGAGGAAGCAGCGGAAAGUGAAAGAAGGUUACGUGCCUCAGGAGGAAGUUCCUGUGUAUGAAAACAAGUAUGUUAAGUUCUUCAAGAGUAAACCAGAACUACCUCCCGGGCUGAGCCUUGAGGCUGGGGUCCCAACCCCACCCCGGCUAGACAGUGGUGAACCAGGGCUUUCUAAGACUGCCAAACGCAACCUGAAACGCAAGGAGAAGAGGCGGCAGCAGCAAGGGAAGGGGGCAGUAGAGACCUUGAGCCGGACUCUGGAUAAAGUGUCAUUGCGGGAACCAGCGCAGCUGCCAAGUGUGCCCCCCGAUCCCCGAGCUACUACCCCUGUGACAAACCCCGACAAACCUGAUGCCCUUUCCGCCACUGAGAAAGCCAAGAAGAUCAAGAAUCUGAAGAAGAAACUUCGUCAGAUAGUGGAGCUACAGCAGCGGAUCCAGAGUGGGGAGAUCAGCCAUCCCAGCAAAGAGCAGUUAGAAAAACUGGCCAGGAGGGCAGCCUUAGAAGAGGAGUUGGAGGACUUGGAGUUGGGCUUAUGAGGCCCCUCAUGGACUGGGAAUGUGGACUGUAGGACGUUCUGUGACGUUCCCUCUGAGGGGCCUGGGGACGGUGGUGGCAGCAGCAGCAGCCAGGAGGGAUAUGCCCUGCUCUCUGCCCUCCUAUUCUUGUCCUGCCAUCUUUGGCCCAGCCUUUCCCUCCAGAGCCUCACCUCUCCAUUAAUCCUCACCUUCAGCCCUUACUUUUUGGACUCUACCCUUCCCUUUCCCUGUGUCCGGGAUCUCAGUGACUGUCCCAGGUACCACUCUUCCUGGCUUGGGGUCUUUCUUUUUUAUUUGGGUGGGUGGGUAGGACGGGGCAGGGUCUCAGGAAGGGCUAAACUUAGGGUGGGGAUGGGUAACUACAAACUCUUGGAUUCUUGGUUCCUGUUUAGUGUUUUGGGGUUAUUUCCAUUCUACCCCAUUCCUUUUUUCCUUUUUUUUUUUAAAAAAAAAAAACAACAAUAAGAUAAUAAAUCCCAAGUAGAGA
Messenger RNA from Dromiciops gliroides (monito del monte), 1481 nucleotides. It is a transcript of the gene PYM1, whose product is annotated as PYM homolog 1, exon junction complex associated factor. NCBI's taxonomy places the organism in Eukaryota, Metazoa, Chordata, Mammalia, Microbiotheria, Microbiotheriidae. Gene Ontology annotation, cellular component: exon-exon junction complex; cytoplasm. Bases 374 to 994 code for a protein of 206 amino acids. Gene Ontology annotation, molecular function: RNA binding. The record is from RefSeq and is a predicted model, not a curated record. Gene Ontology annotation, biological process: exon-exon junction complex disassembly. The transcript is spliced from 3 exons.